GGGUGUGGUGGUUUAAACCUAAACCUGAUAAUGCUUAUAGAUUCAGGACUUAGUAUAUCCUGGUCAGUGAUUUCGGUGACUCUAUUCUGCUAACCAACAACAUCCCACAAUUGCUCAUAAGAAGUUGACCAGAAGUUCAUGCCAUCUUCGGGCAUCAAACUGAUAAAGGAGGCAAUUUGGUAGUGGAAUCUUGAAACGAAUUAGUCUUCUGGCCACCAAGUAUACCCCCCCAACAUCCACUAUGAAGACACGUUACCUAACGGUGGUCAACAACGCCCUGAUACCAUGCUUCUUCUUCGUCGACUGUCUUCUACUAGCAGGCAUUGUUGCCCUAUGGUACUUCAUGGUAUUCUGGAAUGGGGAUGUAUUCUUCACCAACAGUCGCUACAUUCUCUGCUCUGAUGUACCUUUCUACAGUUUUCCAAUCCUCGAGUCCAGAGUACCAGAUAUAGUUGUUUAUGUACUGUGUUUUGUAAUGCCUCCAGUUGUGAUUUUAUUUGGUGAGGCUGCACUGGCCGUGUUCCAGCUACAGGGACAUGAAAAUCCAGUUUUUGAGAAGACGGUUGAAACAUUUGAUAUUCGGUUCCAUCCCAUUGUCAGAAGAACUCUAAGAUAUAUUGGACUUUUUGCCCUUGGUGGUUUUCUGACGUGGAUUCUUGCCCGGACUACACAACUUAUCCUGGGUUACCCAACUCCGUAUUUCUUCAGUAUGUGUGUACUGCCCUCAACGUCAUGCACUGGUAUAAGUCUAGUUACGCAACUACCAGAGUGUCCCGCAGACACCGACAAAUUGGCCAGGCAAUCGUUCCCAUCAUUGUUUGCUGCUUUGAGUUCUUACUCAGCUGUCUACACAGGAAUCUACAUCACCAGUGUGUUCGUCAUCAAAUCAUCUAAGACCCUCAAGCCACUGAUCUUCCUGGUGUGCGUUUCGUUAUCCUACUUGAUGGGUCUGGAACGUCUUGCGUUUCAUAAGAACAGUUGGUCGGACGUCAUUGCUGGAUGGUUGCUGGGUGGACUUAUAGCUGCCUACUUGUGUUUUGGUGUCUUGAAUUCCUUCCACGGGCACGUCUUUAAUCUCCUUCCACGUUUUACUGAUCCACCUCGUCAGAAACAGUCACAAAGCUCAAAGAGUCGUGACAGACCGAUGUACAUCGAUAGAAAUAUGGAGAACACUUAUUCAGCCGUCCAGAUUCCUUCUGCACAGCGAAGCCAAUCACGGGGAUUCUAUACGUACGACGGCAUACGCGGUCGGAUAGCACGCAAAGUAGGCGGUGCCGAACGCGCCGUUAUCCGACCCGUACCGAGCUCACAGAGUGAAGAUCCUCCAAUGGGAACGAACUACUUUUGAUAGUCGACGUUGAUAGGGGAGAGCGGAGCGCUGGUUUGAGGUCUAAAGCGGAAAUUAAAAAUGAUCUAUCUUGUGACGACAUUGGAUAAAGCAAGCAAAGUUAUCACUGUGGAAAACUGUUUAAAGGAAACAAGAAUGCAGAGAUACCUUUAUCGUGGAACAAUACAUCCCAAUGUGGCCAGUGGGAAUAAAUGGUUAGCUGGUGACAUUUGACCUUUUUAUGUUUAAAUCUCAGACCUGUGACUAAGUAACCCCACCAUAUUUGUUGGAAGUGAUUGUAUGUACAUAGUUAGGAAAGGCUUGGCAAUCCACACACAAAUUAAUGGAUUUAUUUUUAUUUAUACUGUAAAUUUUGGUACCUGGGCCCAAUUUCAUUUACCGCAGAAUUCUGUGUCAACGAUCACCAUUCUUUGCUUACAUGGCAAGCUAAAGUUCUGCGCUAGCUGUGUAAGUGAAUUAAGAAUGCCAAGUAACAUGGAGAGUGCACGCGCACAAGGAAAAAAUUCCCUGCUUACCCAUGAAAUAUGCUUGACCUAAGCGCCUACCUCCUUGCUUCCGUAAGUGUCGAUACGUUGUUUUUGGUUAGCAGAGCCAUGAAAUCGGGCUCAGAUGGGGCAAAUAUUCUAGAAGCAUAUAAAGAUGAUUUUUUUUCCCCUUCUUUUUUAGAUUUGUAAAACUUUUUUAUAACUUAAAAACUAAUUAAAGCAAUGCAUUGUAUUGAAAACCUUUUUUAAAACUCAAAUUUAUUGUAAAGUGUUUUGUUUUUAAUUAUAUCUAAGUAGUUUGACUAUAUUAACAAAAAGCACCAUGGCUCUCAAAAGCUUUGAAGUUUCCAACUUCCAAAAGUUGAAAAGAUUUUUGGUUAGCCUUGGGCUAGCCUGAACAUCUGACGUCACACUUCGAGGCUCGUGAAUAAUGCCAGAGACCUGCCUCGAAACCGGCAU
Molecule: messenger RNA, 2292 nt
Organism: Asterias rubens (European starfish)
Lineage: Eukaryota; Metazoa; Echinodermata; Asteroidea; Forcipulatida; Asteriidae
Product: phospholipid phosphatase-related protein type 5-like
Exons: 10
Coding region: 242-1348 (368 amino acids)
Biological process (GO): signal transduction; phospholipid dephosphorylation; phospholipid metabolic process
Molecular function (GO): phosphatidate phosphatase activity
Source: RefSeq, a predicted model, not a curated record